UGUGACGCUGUGUUGCAUUUCCUGUUGGUGUGGUAUCACUGCACUCUUACCAUAAGGGAAAGCAUUCUAGUGGUCAACGGGUCCCGAAUCAAGGGCUGGUGGCGGACACUUCACUUUCUGACCACAGUUUUGGCCGGCGUUAUGGUUGUCUGGCCCGACGGCUCGAGUUAUACGAAAUUCCGGAUACAAUUCCUGUCUUACAUCUGUUACUCGAGUUUUCUUCAAUUCCUGCAAUACUACUAUCAAUACGGAUGUCUGUAUCGGUUGCGAGCGUUGGGCGAGCGCUACGAUAUGGACAUUACGAUACAGGGCUUCCACUCGUGGAUGUGGAGAGGACUCGGAUUUCUGCUACCAUUCCUGUACUUCGGAUACGUAUUCCAGUUCUACAACGCGUAUACGCUGUACAACAUGUAUACGCAAGACGUGUCAUGUGUUGAAUGGCAGGUGCCGGCUGUCGCCGCCCUGUAUUUUGCCAUCUUUUUAGGCAACACUUUAACCACAUCUCUGGUGAUCCAACAGAAGCUGACGGGAAAGUUAGUCGUCAAACCAAAAAUGAAAUGAAACGCUUUAUAGGCAACAAAAAACAACAAUUAUUUUGUUUGAAUGGAAAAAAUCUCUGUUUAAUUGUUUUAGCGUUUCUUUUGUUUGUUUUUUAAAAUUAAAUGAGAAAAUGAUUGAAUUUUAUAUACGAAUACAAACUACGGUUAAUAUACUUUAUAUGAACUCAAAUUAAGACUCAAAAUAGAUUUAUAAUUAUAAAACUGUUGUCCAAUUGUUUUUUAUUUACUGUACUCUCAACUGUUGGGGC
Messenger RNA from Medioppia subpectinata, 808 nucleotides. The record is from the annotation of a GenBank genome assembly. NCBI's taxonomy places the organism in Eukaryota, Metazoa, Arthropoda, Arachnida, Sarcoptiformes, Oppiidae.